Messenger RNA from Cladocopium goreaui, 1548 nucleotides. The record is from the annotation of a GenBank genome assembly. NCBI's taxonomy places the organism in Eukaryota, Dinophyceae, Suessiales, Symbiodiniaceae.
AUGGCAUUAGAUGAUGCUAGGAAGCGUGAAAUUAUUCAGCGAAAUGUCACUUCCGAUCUUCAGUACACUUGGGAUGAUUCUGAAGUGAGCCUGGAUUUGCAAUAUCGGUUUGCUCAGCACGACAAGCCAUUGCGUGUGUUCAUUGCCAUUGCAGAGAACACUGCCGACAUCAGAACAGCGCUGAGAACUGACUUCCAGGUGGAUCCCAAUGCAGGGGCGGAUCAAAGAGCGGAGACGGCCAAAGUAGCCAGUGCAUGGACUGCUGGGAAGCAGCUUUAUGAGAAGGAGACAGAACUACACGCUGAGAGCAAGGUCAUGGGGCUGCCAAGGAACCUACAACAUAGUGAGCGCCUGGCCAUGCUCAAGGCUGUGGAGACAUCCGUGGGAGUGUUGGCAGAACAUGACGCUCCAAGUUCAGAGUACUUGGCCGUGAAGGUGGAGGAGUGCGAGAACGGUGAAAUUCUGGCUUCAUCGCUUGAUGAGGUGACCAGCAAGGCACAUAAGAACACUUCGUCAUUGCAGACCUCACUGGAAACAGCUGGACAUGUGCGGGUUGUUAAAAACAAGACCAAGGGAUCACGUCCUAGCAACACGGAGGAAUACAGGCAGUCAUUGAAGUUGGAAGCAUUCACAUGGUUGUGCAUGGCUUCAAAGUUCAAGUCUAAACAUUGGCUUUCAGACCUCAAGAUGGAGCACUUCCAGAAGUUCAUUGACUACAUCUUGGGAGAUCGGGUGAACUCGAUCAAGGUUGCGAUCAAGCCCAGCUGGGCGUUGGUGUUGCAGUAUGAACACCGCUUGAGACGCGAGGCCUUCAAGUUGGUCAACAUGGGUGAGUCAACGCUGGGCGAAGCACUUAUCAAAGUGACAAAAGAUCCAGAUCUCAAGGAAGCGUACUUCAUGACUCCACUUGCAUUGACAGCUUCGGAGCCGCCCACAAAGUUUCAGAAGACAUCCCAGAAAGGGAACUACGACUGGAGCCCGAGACCCAAAGGAAAGGGGAAAGGCAAGUUCCAGCAGAACAAAGGCUAUGGAAAGGGCUUCAAAAGCAGUGGCCCGAAGGGAAAACACGGAGACCUGAAUUUGGUCUCACAAACUCCCGAUGGGCGAGACAUCUGCUUUGCCUUUAACUCACAGGGAUGCAACGGCAAGUGUGGGCGCGUGCAUGCAACCAAUGACACGGUCACAGGCAAGCAGGUUGGCACAGAUCCAGAAAAAAUUCAGCGGUGGCAUCGAGGCCAAAAGGUUUCGCUGGAGUGGGCUGGAAAGACGAGGGAGCUUGUUGACGGAUUUGGUCUCUGCUCUCCGACACUUUGGGAACAAACUUGCCGAGGUGCUCAUUUGGGUGCUGAAGCACGAGAGCUGUGCACAACCAUUUUUGAGAUGUUGUCUUCUUUCACCGAGCAAAAGUUUGAAGACCCCCGCAGGGAGGCGAUCAGACUGGGCCUUGGCCAUAUUGCGGCUUCACCGUUUACAAGGGAGGAGCUGGAUGCGUUGAGAGCAAUGGGCGUCCUUUCUACCUUCAAAGAGGAUGGCUUUGACAGUGCCUGA